This is a messenger RNA of Myiozetetes cayanensis, 4373 nucleotides long. It is a transcript of the gene CPSF2, whose product is annotated as cleavage and polyadenylation specific factor 2. Gene Ontology annotation, molecular function: RNA binding. Bases 609 to 2957 code for a protein of 782 amino acids. The transcript is spliced from 14 exons. The record is from RefSeq and is a predicted model, not a curated record. Gene Ontology annotation, cellular component: mRNA cleavage and polyadenylation specificity factor complex. Gene Ontology annotation, biological process: mRNA 3'-end processing by stem-loop binding and cleavage. Lineage: Eukaryota; Metazoa; Chordata; Aves; Passeriformes; Tyrannidae.
UGGCGGCGGUCACUGCGCGCGCCGGGCCGGGCUGAGCGCCUCGGGGAGCGGCGCUUCCUCCCCGUCCUCCGCUCCCUCCUCGUCCUCUCCUUCGCCGACUGCAGUGGGCACAGGGCUCGCACCCGGAACGCCGUCCACACCCGGCGAGACUCGCCCCGGCAGGCCGGGCCCGGACCGCAGGGCCCGGCGGGCGCUGGAGCCCCGGACCCCCGGGGCGUUGUAGGGGCCGCGGCCCUGGGUGCGCCAUCCCCACUGCCCCCGUCCGGCCCCGGGGAGCGGCUGCUAACUGGGCUGCUUCUUGCGACCGUUUUUGUUUGGUUGGGUUUUUAAGCUGUGUAUAGUUCUAUAUUGUAAAAAAAAAACCCAAACAACAAAACCCCUCUUUCUAAUAACAGAAGACUUAUAGCGGUCGAACGUUAAUAUUUGAGACUUAAUUGAUAUCCAGCAGCUGUAUCGAACACUAUUAACACAGUUAUCCUGCAUAUUUUCAGGAACGUACGAAGCUAGGUCUAAGUAAAUAGACUUUUUACAUUGUGUUAGUCAGUGAGGCAUUUCCUUCUGCCCCCUUCAGAUUAGUUCUUCUGGAGAUUAAACACUUGGAGAGGAAAAUGACAUCGAUUAUCAAGUUGACCACGCUUUCAGGGGUGCAGGAGGAAUCUGCCCUUUGUUAUUUGUUGCAAGUAGAUGAAUUUCGUUUUCUUUUGGACUGUGGCUGGGAUGAAAACUUUUCUAUGGAUAUUAUUGAUUCUCUGAGGAAGCAUGUACACCAGGUUGAUGCUGUUCUUCUUUCCCAUCCCGACCCUCUACACCUCGGUGCACUUCCAUAUGCAGUUGGAAAAAUGGGGUUGAAUUGUGCCAUUUAUGCAACUAUUCCUGUAUAUAAAAUGGGACAGAUGUUUAUGUAUGAUCUCUACCAGUCCCGCCAUAAUACCGAAGAUUUCACGCUCUUUACAUUGGAUGAUGUAGAUGCAGCCUUUGAUAAGAUACAACAGCUGAAGUUUUCUCAGAUUGUGAACUUGAAAGGCAAAGGACAUGGUUUGUCAAUCACACCAUUGCCAGCUGGUCACAUGAUAGGAGGCACAAUUUGGAAGAUUGUCAAGGAUGGAGAGGAAGAAAUUGUUUAUGCAGUUGAUUUCAACCACAAGAGGGAGAUCCAUCUGAACGGAUGUUCCUUGGAAAUGUUGAGCAGGCCUUCAUUGCUUAUUACAGAUUCAUUUAAUGCUACUUAUGUACAACCCAGGAGGAAGCAAAGGGAUGAACAGCUUCUGACUAAUGUUUUGGAGACAUUACGAGGAGAUGGAAAUGUAUUAAUAGCCGUGGAUACAGCAGGCAGAGUUCUGGAACUUGCUCAGCUUCUUGAUCAGAUCUGGAGAACCAAAGAUGCGGGACUGGGAGUCUACUCUCUAGCACUUCUGAAUAAUGUCAGCUACAAUGUAGUGGAAUUCUCUAAAUCACAGGUCGAGUGGAUGAGUGACAAGUUGAUGAGGUGCUUUGAAGACAAGCGAAACAACCCUUUUCAGUUCCGCCAUCUCUCCUUAUGUCACAGUCUAUCUGAUCUGGCUCGAGUGCCUAGUCCAAAAGUUGUUCUUGCCAGUCAGCCUGACUUGGAGUGUGGGUUUUCUAGAGAUCUUUUCAUUCAGUGGUGCCAGGAUUCCAAAAACUCUAUAAUUUUAACUUACCGCACUACACCUGGAACAUUAGCACGAUUCCUGAUUGAUAAUCCCUCUGAAAAAGUUAUAGAUAUUGAGUUGAGAAAACGUGUCAAGUUGGAAGGAAAAGAACUUGAAGAUUAUCUAGAAAAGGAGAAGCUAAAGAAAGAAGCAGCUAAGAAGUUAGAGCAGUCUAAAGAGGCAGAUAUCGACUCCAGUGAUGAGAGUGAUGCUGAAGAGGAUAUUGAUCAGCCAACUGUACAUAAGACCAAACAUGAUUUGAUGAUGAAAGGCGAAGGUAGCCGAAAAGGAAGCUUCUUCAAACAGGCAAAGAAAUCUUAUCCAAUGUUUCCAGCCCCCGAAGAAAGAAUUAAAUGGGAUGAAUACGGCGAGAUUAUCAAACCCGAGGAUUUUCUGGUUCCAGAACUUCAAGCAACAGAAGAAGAAAAAAGCAAAUUAGAGUCUGGUUUGACAAAUGGAGAGGAGCCUAUGGACCAGGAUUUAUCAGAUGUUCCUACCAAAUGUAUUUCUGCAACAGAAUCCAUGGAAAUUAAAGCCAGAGUUACAUACAUUGACUAUGAAGGACGUUCAGAUGGGGACUCAAUUAAAAAAAUUAUUAACCAAAUGAAACCAAGACAACUGGUCAUUGUCCAUGGACCACCUGAGGCCAGUCAGGACCUUGCAGAAUGUUGCAGAGCUUUUGGUGGAAAAGAUAUUAAAGUUUACAUGCCCAAACUUCAUGAAACUGUAGAUGCAACCAGCGAAACUCACAUUUACCAGGUCAGGUUAAAAGACUCUCUUGUCAGCUCCCUGCAAUUCUGUAAAGCCAAGGAUGCUGAGUUGGCUUGGAUAGAUGGUGUUCUGGAUAUGCGGGUUUCAAAAGUGGAUACUGGAGUCAUUUUGGAAGAGGGAGAGUUGAGGGAAGACGAAGACUUAGAGAUGCAAGUGGACGUGCCUUCUUCAGACUCGAGUGUGAUUGCGCAGCAGAAGGCCAUGAAAAGCCUCUUCGGUGACGAUGACAAGGAGAUGUGCGAGGAGAGUGAAAUUAUCCCUACUUUGGAACCUCUGCCACCUCAUGAGGUUCUUGGACAUCAGUCUGUGUUUAUGAAUGAGCCAAGACUGUCUGACUUCAAGCAGGUUCUCUUGCGAGAAGGCAUACAAGCUGAAUUUGUGGGAGGAGUGCUUGUGUGCAACAAUCUGGUGGCUGUUCGCAGGACUGAAACAGGGCGCAUUGGAUUGGAAGGCUGUCUCUGUCAGGACUUCUAUAGGAUAAGAGACCUUUUAUACGAGCAAUACGCAAUUGUCUAAGGAAAGUGCUCCAAAGGUGUUUUCACUUGAACUUUUACAAAAAAUGGAGAUUUCUCCCAGUUCUGACAUUUUGUAGUUUUCUAAUUUAUACAGGGAAACCUAAUUCAUAAAGAGCAGUUAGCUACCCUAAAAAUGUAAAUAACUGCUACUGUUUUCAUUCAUAAUUCUGUUGAUACAUUCCAUGUUGUUGACUUUCAAAUUGUUGCGACUUGGCAUCUCCCACAUAACACCUUAUAAAUGAGUUUACGAUUAUGAACACUUCUCAGCAAAGGUUCAGUUUGUCAGGACGUGUUCUGGUUUCAUAGAUUCUCUGCCAAAGAAUACAAAAUAUGUAAAAGUCAUUCUCUUGUUCUAAAAUAAGAUAGGCAACUGUGGGUUUAUUUGGUUUUGUUCAUUUUGUUUCCUGUGUGGUUGUUUUUACUUUGAGUUGUUUGGGUUUUUUUAACAAGUUUGAUUUAGAGAACAGUCUUGAAUUUUUUUUUUAAAUGGAGGUUAGUUGAAGUACGUUACAAAUAGCCCACUUAAAGCUAGAAUACCUAAACUUUCCCCUAGUGUUAAUCUGGCUCUAUCUUAAUGUUGUAUCUGCUCCAUCUUACUGAUUUGUUCUCAAACUGCAUUUUGUAUCCUGUGUAAAGUAUUAAUCUGCAGGAUAAAAAAAGUACUUACAAGAGUAAUCUCUAAGAAGAUUGGAUAAUAUUUUCAGUAAGUUUAAAAUCCAGUAAUUGUGCUUCAGAGUAACUUCUGUACAAAAUUCCAGAAUUUGUUAACUCCUAGCUUUUGCAACGUUAUGCAGCUAUAAAAUUGUUUCUGAGUUCUGAUUGUAAUACUUUCCAAAGUCUGGAGCCUUUAUCCAUGCUCUGCUGUUUGUUCAGAGUGCCAUGAGCAAAGUUCAGGAAGAUCCUUUAUCUCGAAAUCUUGAGUUCACACGAUGUAUUUAAUGGUUCUGUGCCAUGUUCCGUUCUAGUUGGCAGUGAGACUUCCUGGAGCUGCUGAUGCUGGGAACUGACCUUACUUUUUUAGGUGAAGAUGAGCACAAUUUUGAGUCUAUUAAUUUCACAGAUAUUAACUUACACAAACAAAUGGCCUCUCAAGAGUUUAUUUAGUUCUUUUUUUCCCCUCUCCGUGUGUGAAACACCGGCUUUGGCAGUAGAGGGUUGCUUUUUUUCACAUAAAACAGCAAUGUGUUGUCUUUGUCUAUGUUUAAAUAAAACCUUUGGGAAAAGUGGCAAAAAAUAGCCGUGUGGGCUGUCAGUGGAAAGAUAAUUUGCUUUGCAAUUCAUCUGUGACAAAAGUUUUCUAUCUGAUCUACAGAGUACUUAAUUCUGUUUGAAAUAGUAACUUAAAACUGAAGACCAUGUUAAACAAAAAAACCCGAUCUGCUAGAACAAUAUAUUAAAACUGUAAAAAAACUUGUAA